AACAGUUCUAUUUGUAAUGUUUUGUGCUCAAAACAAACUAAUUCGGGCCAAAGAAUCAUCAAUUCAAUGCUGCAAUUUGCAAUUCAGAAAAGCCGUCAAAUUGCAGGACAAUGGAGGAAAUGUGCAGAGUUUGCAUGGGAACGUCUGGAGCAUUCACAAACAUUUUCACCGAGACACAAAUGUGGGACACCUGCAUUGCUGACAUGAUAGCUCAGUGUACCGGGUAUGAGGUUAGCCGAGGCGAUUCACUAUCCGAAAACAUAUGUCCGCCUUGCCUUGAGGAUGCAGUGAGUGCAUUCAAUCUUAAGACCACCUGCGAGCAGAGCCAUAAACUAUAUUUCAAACUGAUGGAAGAGGAUAAACAAGACGAAAUCUGUGAUAAUGAGGAGGACGAGGACUGGGAACCGUCAGAUAAUGAAAGUGAGCAGUCGAACAAUUUUGAAGCCGAUGCAAAGGUUCAAGGUGAUCGUUCAGACGAUCGUCUGUUCAAAUGUAGUCUUUGUCCAAAGAGCUAUGCGCAAAAAUCGAAUCUUAAUAGGCACAUAAAAUUGCAUACAGGUGAACGACCCUAUCAAUGCUCCCAGUGCUCAAAGUCCUUCAUAUAUAGGUCCAAUCUUGAAUUACACAACCGUACUCACACUGGGGACCGACCCUACUCGUGCUCUCACUGCUCGAAGACAUUUCAACAAAAAGGCCAACUCCGCGAUCACAUUCGUACUCACACGGGUGAAAGACCAUACAAGUGUUCUCACUGCUCGAAAUCUUUUUCAUGCUCUGGAUCUCUCCGGAUUCACAUCCGUAUGCACACGGGUGAACGACCCUACCCAUGCUCUCAAUGCCCAAUGUCUUUUGCACAAAAAUACCAUCUUGAAAGACACUUCCGUUUGCACACGGAUGAACGACCCUACCAAUGCUCUCAAUGCUCGAAGACAUUUAUAACAAAAUCAAACCUUGAGAUGCACACCCGCAUGCACACGGCUGGACGACUCUACAAAUGCUCAGACUGCUCGCAGUCAUAUCAGACAAAAUCCCAUCUGAGCGAACACCUCCGUACGCACACGGGGGAUCGACCCUUCAAAUGUUGCCACUGUUCCAAGUCAUUUAAGCAAAAUGACGAACUCAAAAAACACAUCCGCACUCAUACUGGGGAGCGACCGUUUCAGUGUUCUCUCUGCUCGAAAUCAUUUAAACAAAAAUGCCAAGUAAGCGAACACCUUCGGACUCACACGGGGGAGCGACCAUUUAAGUGUUCUCACUGCACAAAGGCUUUUUCGUACUCUGGAUCUCUGUGGGUUCACAUCCGUACGCACACGGGUGAACGACCCUACCAAUGCUCUCACUGUUCAAAGACAUUUAUAACAAAAAAUACACUUGAAAGACACACCCGUACGCAUAUGAGUGAAGGACCCUACAAAUGCUCCGACUGCUCGAAGACAUAUCAUACCAAAUCCCAUCUGAGAGAACACAUCCGUACACACACGGAGGAGCGGCCCUAUAAAUGUAACCACUGCUCGAAGUCAUUUAAGCAUACCCAAUCUCUUAAAAAACACAUCCGCAGUCACACGCCGAAUGAUAGUUAGAGCGUUCCAAAUACAAAAAAAAUAUCUCCCUAUUCCAGCACUACGUAUCUUUUUCCUUAUUUCCUUGGGUACUGAAUAUAUCCAAUAUCUAAGAUAAAAAAUCGGUAAAGCAAGAAAAAAAGAAAAUAUUUCGUUCAAACGAUCUAAUAUGUACUUAUCUGGAAGAUAAAGAUAAUAAAGCCAACUUAUUCAAUUA
Molecule: messenger RNA, 1776 nt
Organism: Drosophila obscura
Lineage: Eukaryota; Metazoa; Arthropoda; Insecta; Diptera; Drosophilidae
Product: zinc finger protein 501-like
Exons: 2
Coding region: 111-1580 (489 amino acids)
Cellular component (GO): nucleus
Molecular function (GO): zinc ion binding
Source: RefSeq, a predicted model, not a curated record